This is a messenger RNA of Aspergillus aculeatinus CBS 121060, 4365 nucleotides long. RefSeq lists its product as uncharacterized. NCBI's taxonomy places the organism in Eukaryota, Fungi, Ascomycota, Eurotiomycetes, Eurotiales, Aspergillaceae. Gene Ontology annotation, molecular function: DNA binding; DNA-binding transcription factor activity, RNA polymerase II-specific; zinc ion binding. Gene Ontology annotation, biological process: regulation of DNA-templated transcription; DNA-templated transcription. The record is from RefSeq and is a predicted model, not a curated record. The transcript is spliced from 8 exons. Bases 1 to 4365 code for a protein of 1454 amino acids.
AUGUUGAAUGACCUGCUGAAGGUGAUGCGCGCCGAGGAUCAGUCCUACGGGUUGCAGCUGCUGGAGAUCAUCCGGAAUGAUGCCUCGGCCGAGGAGAUCCGUGCGUUCAUUGACGAGAUCCUGGGCCAGGAGGGUGGAGACAGCAAGGUAGGGGAAGAGGCCGGGUGCAAGCUGGAGGAGGUCCGCCGCGUGAUUGACGUGGAAGGGGCCGGGCCUUCUUUUCGCCCCAAGGUGAUGGAUAUACAUUAUCUUUGUGACGAGGUGCCGUACCGCGUCCCCGCCAGACCAUGGACAACAGUGACUGAGGAUGCAGACCUCGUCUCACAUUUGGUGUCCUUGUAUUUCACCUGGGACUAUCCAUUUCAUGCCUUCCUCGACCGCGAUGUCUUCCUCGAGCAUAUGCGACGGGCCAAUCCCCAGUCGGAGUUCUGCAGCCCAUUCCUGGUGAACGCUCUGCUCACGAAUGCAUGUCACUUUUCGGACUACUCCGAGGCAUACGUCGAUCCGGGGGAUGUUGUGACCAAGGGAGUCGAUUUCCUGGCAGAAGCGGAACGUUUGAGGGAGGAAGAACCUGUGAAGUUGAGCCUGGCUUACUUGCAAGGCACACUCUUGCUAUACGAGAGGUAUUCGAUGUCGGGCAAGGAUGACCUUGGGUAUCGCAUGCUCCACCAAGCCAUCCAGACCGGUCAUUCCCUAGGGUUAAUCGGUCCGAGGAGCCCUAGUCUCAUCCCAGGGCAAUUGCCCGGCGAUAUGGAGAUCUCGGUCAAGCGAUCAGCCUGGGGCUUAUUUCACAUUGAUACAAUGCGCUACCAUACCUUGGUCAUCGGUUUAUUCUCCCACAGCACCGGAGGGACUGAACGCAGUCCUGGAUCCGAAGCCCCCCAAACGCCGGAGAGUCCACCAGGCUGCAGCCCGCCCCUGAAAUACACUGCCCCCAGUAUUGCGCAGUCUGCCGCACGUGCCAUAUCUGCGCUGACCCUCCUCCAUCGACGCGAAUACGGGGUCAGCCGCGCGCAUCACUUUGCUUUGUACGCGAUCAAUCUGGCCCUGUUCACGUUGCUCGACCCCGAGUCCUUUGAUAUCCUUGACCAGGACUUUCUCUCCUUGGCCAGCUCCUUCUCUAGCAUUGCUAGUCGCUCCCCGUUGGGUCGAAGUCUGUUCCACAUGUUCCGUCAGACGGUACGCGCCCGGGGCCAAGGCCAGCACCUGCGGGGAUCGAAUCUCGUUUCGGAUGAGCUUAAGGCGCUGUUCGACGAAGAGUCCACGUCGCCCUCCCGGUGGGAUGAAUACGCCAAGGGACUGGAUAAGCUUGGGACGGAUGAACGCUAUGGUGGGCUUAUAGAGGGGGAGCCCAGUCUUUUUGAGAUGCUGGACCGAAUUUCGAAGGACUCGUCGGGCUCAUUCUUCCUCGGUUUUUCGUCCGCCAAUGAUUCCGAGUCGCGCACUGACAACACCACUGCCACCACCAGCACCGAUCCCACCACUUACACCAACACCCCUAGCGGCAGCGGCACCAGCGGUGUCGGCGGUGCCGGAGGAGGAGCAGGGGGAUUCAUCAGCAGUCGAAGUGGGAGCUCCGACUGGUCUUGGGAAAUCAGAAGCAAUUCCGCCUUGCCACCGGGCUUGCAACCUCAACCUGCACCUACCCAUGCCGCCAACUUCCCAGUCCCCUCGCACUCUCUACCUCUCCCUCCUCCCCUCCCGACUACGACAACUAUCAUCAGCACUGCCUCUCGACAUCCCAACAAGCGCGAACGCUCGGAGCACCAGCACCAGCACCAGCAGGAGCAAUCCCGCUCCCGCAACCGUCCCAUAGCUCGUCAUCAAUCCUCCUCCUCCUCGUCCCACGAUAUCGCCAUCGCCGGCCCGUCCAGACUGGCCGGCAAGGUGGCUAUCCCCCGCACCACGAGCUUCAACAACCAGACCCAGCGCCGUCGGUCCACGCGGGCAUGUGAACCCUGUCGCCUGCGGAAGAUAAAGUGUGAGGGGGACAAGCCCAUCUGUCGCCAGUGUGCCGAUCACAAUGUGACCUGUACCUAUGUUGAAGUGAAGCGGGUGCGGGACCAGAAGAAAUUGGGAUCGUUGACCAGUAAGGUGGGGAUCUAUGAGCAGCUGUUGAACGAGGUGGAACGCACCGCGGACGAAGAUACCGCGAGGAGGAUUCGGAGGGCGCUGAGGCUGCGGGUCUCCGACGGGACCACGCCAGAAGAACCACCGCCGAAUGAGAACGAGGGGUCUGAGUCGGAUUCCUCGUCCAUUGGCUCGCUCAAUGAGUUGGAUACGGUGGAGGAGGAUCUGAAUCGCAGUGACCGGGCCGUCGCGACAGGGUUCUUUGGGAAGAAUUCGGAAGUGUCCUGGUUGCAGAAGCUGGAGGACGAGGCCGAGCUGCGCCACCUUCAGAUGGAGGAACUUAAUGAGGCGGACAGCAACAACAAUGCGUCAGACGGGCAGCAGCAGAUGCAGCAGCUCCUGCUGGUCCCGCAGCCAGCGCAGAAGCAGGAAACGCCCGUUGCCGCGAUGAACUACUACCUGGAUGACCUCGACAUCCCCGUCAUGGCGGAUGUCGACCCGUACGCGCUCCCGCCCAAGGACGUCGCCAACCGACUCUUCCGGUUCUACAUAGAGAGCGUGCAUCCGUCCUUCAACGUGAUCAGCAAAGUGUUCUUUGUCUCCCAGUAUUCGCAAUUCGUCAUUCAGGGGAAUCGGCAGAUUGAGCCGGGCGAUCGGUGGCGAGCCGUCCUGAACAUGAUCUUCGCCAUCGGGAGCCGCUUCUGCCAGUCGGUGUAUGGGAAGAAGGGGGGUGACUACGAUGAUGUGGUGUAUCUGAACCGGGCACGGAAGCUGACCCUGGGCGAGAACGUCAUCUUCGAGCACGCCAAUCUCCAGCAGAUCCAGGCGGAGUUCUUGGUGGCGUUCUACUUCCUUUCCAUGUGUCAGGUCAAUCGCUCCUUCAAGUUUUCGAGCAUGGCCUUUCGGUCAGCCGUUUCACUGGGCAUAAACCUCCGCCUGGAGAAUAGUGGCACGUCGCGAGCUGCCAAAGAAGCUCGCUGUCGUCUGUGGUGGUCGAUUUAUCUCCUCGAGCAUCUGUUGACGGCCAUCACCGGCCGAGUCUCCUGCGUUGGGGAAGGCCUCAGUGCGACACCAUUGCCUAUCCCAUUCGAGGAGGAGGCCUGGAACAGCCCCGAAGUUCGGCCCAUCUUAGAAGACCCGGCUCUUCAGAUGAGCCGUCUCAAGCUCACCAUCCUUCAAAACGAACUCGAAGCAACCACCACGGCCUCGUGGCUCGCAACCUGUGCACCCAGUCCGUCCCUCUUCUUCCAUCUCCUCGUGGAUCUCUGCAGUAUCACGCAGGCUAUCAUCAACAAAGUCUAUAGCAUCCAAGGCUUGCGCGACCGCGCCAGCCAGGUUGAACAGCGCAUUCGGAAAUACGAUCACACCCUGAAUGUCUGGCUCAUGAAAGUCCCGGCGCCGUACCGGUUCACCGUGAGCGACCAGGACGAUACGUUUUAUAUCCCCCCGGACCUGCAGAGAUCCCACCAGCGCGAACGGGUAUCUCUCGCCAUCAGCUAUUACAGCGCUCGCAUCACACUCUCGCGGCCGUGUCUCACCCGCUCCGGCCUCAAGUCCGGGUCGAUGUCCCCCAACCCGACGCUUGCCUCCUCCUCGGCCCAGAACGCCUCUCACAAUUCCUCUGCACGGAGCCAGUUCCGCAACGAGAUGGCCCGCAACUGCGUCCGCUCCGCCUGCUCGCUCCUGUCCGUCUUGCCGGAAACCCCCAACCUUCCCUGGCUGGUCUCGGUCACCCCCUGGUGGUGUAUCCUGCACUACAUCAUGCAGGCCACGACCGCGCUGCUCCUCCACCUGUCGUGCUGCCCGCCCGUGCUGCCGUCGACCGGCGGCGAGGAGUACGUCGACACCACCUCCAGCGCCAUCUCGAACCACCAACCGCCCACGGCGCUCGCCGAUAUCCACACCAUGACCCGCGAGAUGAAGAAGGCCCUCCGCUGGCUCCACCACCUGUCGUUCACCCACACCGCCGCGCGGCGCGCGUUCCGGCAAUGCUACAGCGUCGUGCAGCGGAUCGCCCCGAGCAUUGGGAUUGACAUUCGUGAUAUCCCGGACGGAAGGGACCUCCCGGUGGAUGAGGACCCUUUCUCCCAGAAGGAUGAGGAAGAAACUUUGGCCCGGAAGGACGAUGAGGACCCUUUCUCCCAGAAGGAUGAGGAAGAAAUUUUGGCCCGGAAGGACGAUGAGGACACUUUCCCCAAGAAGGACGUGGAGGACUACGAACCAACCGCCAUGCAAAUCGACGAGGAACCCCCGGCCCUUGAGAUCGACGGUCAAAUCGAUGGUCAGAUGGAAUAG